AUGACCAAAGAAUGUCACAAUGUGCUCAAGGUGAGCUAUUGUAGUUACCCUGUGUUCCGGUUACCCAGUGUUCCGGUUAGCCAGUGUUCCGAUUACCCUGUGUUCCAGUUACCCUGUGUUCCGGUUACCCUGUGUUCCGGUUACCCUGUGUUCCAGUUACCCUGUGUUCCGGUUACCCUGUGUUCCGGUUACCCUGUGUUCCGGUUACCCUGUGUUCCGGUUACCCUGUGUUCCAGUUACCCUGUGUUCCGGUUACCCUGUGUUCCAGUUACCCAGUGUUCCAGUUACCCUGUGUUCCAGUUACCCAGUGUUCCGGUUACCCAGUGUUCCGUUCGUUACCCUGUUUCCAGUUACCCUGUCCAGUUACCAGUGUUCCGGUUACCCUGUGUUCCAGUUACCCAGUGUUCCAGUUACCCAGUGUUCCGGUUACCCUGUGUUCAGGUUACCCUGUGUUCAGGUUACCCUGUGUUCCGGUUACCCUGUGUUCCGAUUACCCUGUGUUCCGGUUACCCUGUGUUCCGGUUACCCUGUGUUCCAGUUACCAUGUGUUCCAGUUACCCUGUGUUCCAGUUACCCUGUGUUCCGGUUACCCUGUGUUCUGGUUACCCUGUGUUCCGGUUACCCUGUGUUCUGGUUACCCUGUGUUCCGGUUACCCUGUGUUCCGGUUACCCUGUGUUCCGGUUACCCUGUGUUCCGGUUACCCUGUGUUCCGGUUACCCUGUGUUCUGGUUACCCUGUGUUCCAGUUACCCUGUGUUCCAGUUACCCUGUGUUCAAAGUUUCAGAUCAUUCCGGAACAUACCAUCUGAUGAUGGUAUAUAG
Ruditapes philippinarum (Manila clam) is the source of this 822-nucleotide messenger RNA. RefSeq lists its product as uncharacterized. Bases 1 to 822 code for a protein of 273 amino acids. The record is from RefSeq and is a predicted model, not a curated record. NCBI's taxonomy places the organism in Eukaryota, Metazoa, Mollusca, Bivalvia, Venerida, Veneridae. The transcript is spliced from 2 exons.